Brassica oleracea var. oleracea is the source of this 1095-nucleotide messenger RNA. Its product is annotated as mitogen-activated protein kinase kinase kinase 2-like. The transcript has a single exon. Gene Ontology annotation, molecular function: ATP binding; protein kinase activity. Gene Ontology annotation, biological process: protein phosphorylation. The coding region runs from base 1 to 1095 and encodes 364 amino acids. Lineage: Eukaryota; Viridiplantae; Streptophyta; Magnoliopsida; Brassicales; Brassicaceae. The record is from RefSeq and is a predicted model, not a curated record.
AUGCAAUCAAACGAAGAGUUCAUCAAAUUUCUUGGGGAAGGAUCUUGUGGCUAUGUUCAUCUCGUCCGUUACACUAACCACGACGGCUCUUCGUUUCUCGCGGCCGUAAAGAACUCCUACGACGAAGACUCCGACAACCUCAACAGAGAGCUUCAGAUUUUGCGAGAACUCAGAGGGUAUCCGAGGAUCAUUACAUGCUUCGGAGAUUUUCUGCAAGAAGGUGUCAGCAGCUACGGAAACAGAGUCCACAAAUUGCUUCUCGAGUACGCUUCUGAAGGUAGUUUAAACGCUUUCUUGAACAAUUACCCCGACAGAAAGUUGCCCGAACCAUUGAUCAAAGAUUUCACGCGCAUGAUUCUUGAAGGUUUGGUCUCCAUUCACGGACACGGUUAUGUCCACUGCGACAUAAAGUCCGACAAUAUUCUUGUGUUUCCUUCUCCGACAGAAGAUUCAUCACAGUACGAGGUUAAGCUUUCUGAUUUUGGAAACUCUCUGGAAGUCGGACAAGUUCCUCAUUACUGGGCGAAGGAUUCUCCGUGGGCGGGUACUCCGAUUUACAUGCCGCCGGAGUCUGUCCGUGACGGCGUCGCCAACAAAACCCUAGACUUAUGGUCGGUGGGAUGUUUGGUUCUAGAGAUGUACACGGGCGUGGUUCCAUGGGAAGGCGUUAAACUCAGUGAUAUCGCUUCUCGUCUCCGUUGUGGUGAAGCUCCAGAGAUCCCAGCGAGUUUGCCUUCCGAUGCAAAGGACUUUAUCGAAACUUGCUUGUCAAGGAAACCUGAGGAGAGAGGAAGCGCAUAUGAUUUGAUGUUUCAUCCCUUUUUGACUCGUCCAGAACUUGAAGAAGAGGAGAAGAAAACAGAGGAUAGGAAGAGAAACUCGUUUCUGUUGAGGUUGUUCAAAUUGAGAAUCAGACGAACAUGUUCCAAGAAGAAAUUAAGGACAGAUGUUUCAGAUAAGAAGCCUCUGAACUUGAGGAUGGCCCCACAGUUUAAGAGAACUCUGGACAAAGUCUUGAGUUUUGAAGAUCGAGACACCCACCAACUUCAAUUUAGUUUCUGUUCAGUGUUCACUAAACGUUUAAUAAGUGAUUAG